AUGUCUUCGGAACCCAACUUUAGUCGAGCCGAGUCCAUGGAAGUGGACGAGGGGAUACAGUUCUUCCUCGACGACGACCUCCUGUCCGCAACAGUGAACUCUUCCUUUGCGUUCGAGAUCGACCGGAGAACGUCCAGCAAUGGAAGCUACCUGGACUUCGCCGACAGCAGCUCGCACGAGCAUGCCGGCGCGCAGGUGAACGGAGCAGAAGAUGUCCCAUCGGCAUCAAGACGCAACGAGGAGGGAGAUGAUGGGCGGGAGCAGCUGCUUGGGGGAAUACAACCUGAGGAUCGGCAGACGGUGAUACCAACCGAGGAAGGAGGAGGAGGAGGAGGAGGAGGAGGAGGAAUGCAGACGCAGUGGAGGAGUAGGAUGUUGAUGGUGGGGUUGGAGCUAGUUGCGUUCAUGACCAGCGUCCUGCUGAUUUCUCUCCUGUUUCUGCUCCACAACAAGUUUAACGCAACGGUGCAUUGCUUCCCUGCAGAUCAGAUCAGGAGGGUCAGGCCGGAUAUCCUUCAGGUUCGGCUCGCGAUCAAGAACGUCGACUAUGUCGACGACGUCUCCCGCCUUCUCUCCCAGACUUCCAUCGCCCGAGCGCUCGGUCAUCAGCCUCGAGCUCUCGAUCCCUCCGAAGCUGCGCAGGCAUUGACUUGCGACAAGAAGGAGAGUCGAACGAGAUGGAAGCCCUUCUUCAGUAUGCUGAGCAGGAAGCAGCAAAGCGCCCAGGGCCGCACGAACUCUUCUCAUGUCCAAGGGAGCGCGAUCAAGGGGAGGCAGGAGACAUGGGGCUCUGCCAUGUGGAGGAGAAUCUUGGGGUCAGGCAAGCGUCUAGAGGGGCUCGAGGAGCAGGCCCCAUCAGCUGCCAGCAGCGGGAGGGCAGCGAGUCCUCGCACGACGUAUGCUUACAUCUUCAGCAAGGAGAAAGGUUUCCUCAUGCUCUCGCACCGAGCUAUGAUCGACUUAAACGUUUCCAUCUUGAACAUCACGAUCUUCGAAGACGAUCGCUGCCUGGGAGGGGGCGACUUGCUGUCUACGUGGCUCAUCUCCUUCGUUGGGUUGGACUCGAUUGUACUCAAUCAGUUCCACACCUUCUUCGGGGGAGGGUACGUGCACAACGUGCAGACUGCUGAUCUCUACAACCUCAACUUUGCGAGGAGGAGCAAGAAGGUGGAGGAUGUGGUGUAUCACAAGCUCGGGAUACUCUGCACAUCUCUUGUGCUGGCGAUCACGACUUCAACUCUCGUCUCCUUCACGCUGAUCGAGACUCAUGCAAGGGUCUUGAGAUUUAUCGUGCAGCUCCGUCACCACAACCGCCAUGGCGCCUCCUACCUCCAACUCUUGCUGCCCCACUCGCUUGACUCCCUUGCCUUCCUUCCCAUCAUGAUCGGAGUGUUGAUGUUCCUCUUUGAGUUCUUCGAAGAUCAGGUUCUGGCUUUCCUGGUAUUCAGUCUUGUAUGGGGGAAUGAAAUCUUUCGAAUGGUCAGUCCUGUUGUGAUCGAAAUGAUGACGAUGAUGGUGAAAGUGGUGGUGGUGGUGACUAUGAUGAGUAUGAUCAUGAUAGUGAAGAUGAUGAUUAUUGUGGUGGUGAUGGAUUUGAUUAUGACAACCAUUGUCGCAGAUCAAAGGUUCAGCUACAUCGCGUUUGCUUGUUGGGCUUCGUCUUUCCUUACCAUCAUUCUUCUCUUCUCCAACCAUGUCGCCCCUCGCAGCCGCUACCGCAGGACCAGCAUGCAUGUCACUACCACCCUGUACUGGUCGGAGCAGCCUCAGAUGCUAUAG
Guillardia theta CCMP2712 is the source of this 1779-nucleotide messenger RNA. RefSeq lists its product as hypothetical. Gene Ontology annotation, biological process: response to endoplasmic reticulum stress; positive regulation of ERAD pathway. The coding region runs from base 1 to 1779 and encodes 592 amino acids. NCBI's taxonomy places the organism in Eukaryota, Cryptophyceae, Pyrenomonadales, Geminigeraceae. The transcript is spliced from 4 exons. The record is from RefSeq and is a predicted model, not a curated record. Gene Ontology annotation, cellular component: endoplasmic reticulum.